GAGAUGUCCUACAAAUGAUCGAAAGCAAUUCCAACUUGGUUAUCUCUGGGAAAAUAUGAAACAAUGAUGGCAAGGAGAUUAUAUUUGGACGUUAUAUUAAAUGAUUGGAAGUUUACGAGCGAGGUCAAUCAUUAUAUAUAUGGCUUUCAACAAUAGAUUUUCGAAAUUUCUAAGUAGUAUUCAAUCAGUACAAGAGCAAACUUUGAAAGUAAAAAGUAAAUGAAGAAGGUUUAAUAAUACGAAAAUGAGUCAGUAAAUCAAGAAAUUAUAUAAACAAAAAUGUCAACGAAUAUACAAGCUCAAGUUGACGUAAUACCAACUAUACCUAACAUGUUUAUCAUAAAUACUGUAAAUCAUCUUGUUGAUAGAAUCAACAUUCUAUCAGAGCAAGUAUAUACAUGUAUGAAAAUCAGUGAACAAUUUAUAAACCAUUCACUUAAAUCAAUAAAUAUGAAUGGCACCCAUGCAACAUAUGUCCAUAAUCGAAGCGUUCAGUACAUUAUCAGAAAAUUGUUACGCCUGAAACAAUCAAACCAAAAUGUCAUCAAAUCAUUGUAUCGUUAUCAAUGUUACAUGGAAAAAUUAAUUUUUGAUAUACGUCAAGAAACUGAAAGAAGUAAUCAAACGGAAAUUAAAAGAAUCAAAUCAAGAAGGUCUAAAAAUGUUGAUACUGUUCAACAAGUUGCAGAAGCCGAGUAUCAAUUGUUAAAAAAUCUUAAAUGCUCUCUGGAAUCAAAAUUGCAUCUACUAUUCAAUACAAUUAAGGAUGUAAAGUGUGUUCAAUGUAAACUUGAUCAGUGGAUAAUUGAGCAUGAGCAAAGUACAGGACAGUUCAAGAAAUGUGACGAAAUUCCUGAAGAAUUAACAACAAUAGAUAGUCAAGUUGAAGUAUUAAAUGAAAGUUAUUCAACAUCAUUGAAUUUAGAAAACAUUUCGAAAAUUAUAGAUUCCACUUUAUCCCAUGUUAAUACACUACAAUUGGAUUUAACUAUUACGUUUGAAAAAAUUCAACAGGUUAUAAAUGGUACAAGAAAUUCAGUUUUUUAUGCUUUAACUGAUGAAUGUACAUUUCUUACGAAACAAAUGCACCGACUAUUUCUUUCAAGUUUAAAGCACAAGGUGGCUAAUAAUCGAAAUCUAAAAAUGAUGAAUCAGAUCAUGAGUAAAACACCAAACAAGUCAAAUAAGAAAUUAUUGCAAAAAUUAUUACAAAAUAAUGAAGAAAUUCAAACGGUUAGAAGUGAAUUAACUAUGCAAUAUAAUCGAAUUAAUCAAUAUUUACAAGCUGAUCUCAACACAAUAAGAACUCGACAUAGAUAUCAAGGUGAACAAUUACUUCAUUUAAAUAAUUUACCAUUGAGUCCAAUAAUUACUAAAAUUAAUCUUGAACCACAUAGGCUAUGAAGUAUGUGUGAUAUUACAAUGUCAACUAAAGGACUUAACCAAUAAAAGUAUGAUUCAUUGAAAUCACAACAUAAAAGGAAACUAUAGAUAUUUUCUUUUCUUGUUUCUGUAAGCUAUAUCAGCGAUAAUGUG
This is a messenger RNA of Schistosoma rodhaini, 1536 nucleotides long. The record is from the annotation of a GenBank genome assembly. NCBI's taxonomy places the organism in Eukaryota, Metazoa, Platyhelminthes, Trematoda, Strigeidida, Schistosomatidae.